CUGGUCCGCAAUGGAAUCUGCUGACCUAUACACCGGCGGGAAGCCAGUGAGCUCAGCUAUUCUUCCAGCGAUGACCGUUGACUAAAUCGCCUCUCGAAACUCUGAUCCCUAGCUCAGAGCCUCGGUGGUGGCCGGAAUGGACCUUGCCUUACUCAUAGGAGCUCCAGUGGGAGGGAGAUGGUACCGACAGCUUUGCCCGUUCGAGAGGUAAUGCGGUGGCUGGCCAUGCUAUGUACCCUGUGCUGCCUUGCUCUUUAGUCUGGUACCCGGUUCGUCCGUGAGAUGCCUGUGCCCUCCCCGGCCCAUACAUAUUCACUUUUGUCCCGCGUAUCUGGUUGUGUGAGAUUCUUCCUGCUUUCUUCCUGAAUAGCUGACCCUUGCCCAUCGGGAUUGUCUCCGUGUCCGUGACGCAAAGAAAGAAUACUAGGCAGACAUCAGGAGCAAAGAAGACGGCAAUAGACGAACAGCCAAAGCAAGGAAACCAGCCAGCAGAGACGAAGAGAAACCGUCCUCGCAAUGGGCGCAGGCGCGUACCUUGAGCCGCUGGCCGUCAUAGUCCUCCUCUUCGGCGGGGCCUGGAUCAACCGUGCGCCAGACUCCUUCUCGUCCUCGCGGAGCCCUCUCACCUUCUCGUUCGAGGAAGACGACGACGAUGUCCCUGACCUUCCGCUCGCUCGCGCGGUCGACGGCGGCGCAGAUGCCGACGUCGAAAACCUCCACAUCUCCCGAUCAAAGAGAUCACUAAGCCCAUCUCUGUUACCAAGUCAAGAGGACAAAUGGCGGGAGCGGGAGGUGAAGAUACCUGUGUUGGGGUACCGGAGGGUGAUCCAGACACCGAAUACAGCAGUUUUCCGGCAUAGACUGCUGAGCAGAAUACUGCACAAGUUCCCCUUCUUGGUAGAGGCCUGGUAUUGGGCUCUGAUAUAUUGGGUCUACCAGCUCGGCCGCGCAUUCACUGCCGUCACGUUAGUCGAAGGUACAGUCCACGUUGCGCGCCGACAUGCGCUGCAGGUGAUCGAACUCGAACAGCGCCUGCACAUCUUCUGGGAACUCCCCGUCCAGAAGUUCUUCCUGUCCUAUCCACACCUGAUGAUGUGUAUCAAUUGGCUGUACAGCUUUAUUCACAUCCCAGGAACCAUCGCUUUCUUGGUGUGGCUGUACUACUACACGAUUACCAGAAACCGUCUUAUUCAACGCCGCGCAGCUGCUCAGUCAGGCGAAAAUGGGAGCGACGUUGGACCGGCAGGAUCGCCUUCGGGACCGUGGCUCUACGAGGCGCGCAGGCGGACAAUGGCAGUCUGCAACUUGCUUGCAUUCGUCGUUUUCACGCUCUGGCCGUGUAUGCCGCCUCGAUUGCUGAGUGAUCCUGAAUACGAUGGGCCUCAGGCCGAGAUCGCCAAGAGCUUCGGGUUUGUUGAUACCGUGCAUGGCAAAGAAGGCGCAAGUUCGGUGUGGACGCAGAAUCGGUUCUGCAAUCAAUAUGCGGCAAUGCCCUCGCUGCACUUUGGCUACUCCCUCCUGAUCGGCGUCACCAUCAUGACGAUCCCGCUUGCUCCCCAGCACUCGCAGCCCUGGAAGAUCGUCCAUCUUCCGUUCUUCAACAACUCCCACCCCAACCUUGCCCCUCACAUCCGGCUGCCCAGCACGCGGCGGAUGCUCUGCCUUGCUCUCGGGUUCUUGUACCCCUUCUCUAUCCUGACCGCCAUUGUCGCGACCGCGAACCAUUUCAUCCUCGACGCGGUUGCGGGCUCCAUCGUGUGCUUCGUGGGCUGGAAAUUCAACGAUGUACUCCUCAACCUGCUUGUGGUUGAGGAUUGGUUCCUCUGGUGCGUGAGGAUCCACAAGCCUGUCCAGGUGCCGCUGGGGGCCGAAAGGCAGGCCAAGGCAUCGGGGUUGGGGAUUAAAGAGAAGGAAGGCUGGGAGCCGGAGAAGACGACCGCCGUGGUGAAUGCCGCUUGAAGCCGACCUCGUUGCCAAACAGGAACUCGGCAAGCGCGCAACAUUUCCCGGCCGAAGUGGUACAAGUCUCCCGGGGCCAGUCUGAAGGCCACCCCGCGAACCACGAUCGAUUAAAGAGGUCGGUCAAGCCAAAGAAUCCAGUCCAUGGACGUCUCUGCGGAAAGAAACUCAAAUCGCCCGGCUCGCCUUCUUGGAGACGCCAGACAGUACAACUCUCAGCCCCUGAUCCGCCAGAACGGCGUGGUACCCGGGUGCGAAGAUGCGAAGCUCAACGCAUCAACCAACUCAUUCAAGCCUGCCGCUGUACAAACUCCCUUUUCUACUACUGGGUUCCCUUUGCUCUUCCAUGACCACGACAAACGAAACGCAGACCUGCAUAGAUUAUUGCUACACACGAGCGUCGGCCGGAUUAGGUGCAUAUAGACGUCUUUCUUCUUGUUGUUACGAGGCGUUGAACGAUGUGACGAUUUCACGACACACGGCGGCAAGGAGGCUGCGUUCUCCGUUGUGCGUUUGUGAUGCUGCAUAUGAGGUGUUGAAGGCGUGGAUCUGAUAACGUACCUUAUGGAUCAGGGACGAAGUGAAGUGAGAGAGACGUCUGAUGAAAACUCCUCCGUUUGCAGUCGAGAGUGGGAUAUGGACCUUGGUACGCGCCGCUCGUGUCAAUGCCUCUGCUAUGUGUGUACCCCGAGUGCAUAUCCCGCAGCUAUCCUCGGUGCAUACCAGCGAGAGUGUGAAGGGGGCUUCCAAGGGACAAGACACAAUGUACAUGUAAUGUUUAAUGAGAGGCCAUGGACAUUCUAAUAAUUCCGAUCCUAUCUGACAAUCUAAUCCUGGUUCCCUG
This is a messenger RNA of Cladophialophora immunda, 2803 nucleotides long. RefSeq lists its product as uncharacterized. Gene Ontology annotation, molecular function: inositol phosphoceramide synthase activity. The transcript has 3 exons. The record is from RefSeq and is a predicted model, not a curated record. Bases 517 to 1959 code for a protein of 480 amino acids. Gene Ontology annotation, cellular component: inositol phosphoceramide synthase complex. Gene Ontology annotation, biological process: sphingolipid biosynthetic process; inositol phosphoceramide metabolic process. NCBI's taxonomy places the organism in Eukaryota, Fungi, Ascomycota, Eurotiomycetes, Chaetothyriales, Herpotrichiellaceae.